Penicillium verhagenii is the source of this 537-nucleotide messenger RNA. RefSeq lists its product as uncharacterized. Bases 1 to 537 code for a protein of 178 amino acids. NCBI's taxonomy places the organism in Eukaryota, Fungi, Ascomycota, Eurotiomycetes, Eurotiales, Aspergillaceae. Gene Ontology annotation, molecular function: carbonate dehydratase activity; zinc ion binding. The record is from RefSeq and is a predicted model, not a curated record. The transcript is spliced from 6 exons.
AUGAGCUCAUCUCCCAGUGUGGAAGAGCUUUUGAAGCGCAAUGCCAAACGAGUUGAAACAUUUGAACCUUUUUUGUCCUUGAGCGAAAUAUACUCUCUGCCACCUGAAUGGAGCUUGCCAAUGCCAAAGAUUUUCAUUGAUCCUUGGGACAUCCUAGGUCUUUCAAAAUGGGAUGCUGUUGUUACUCGCGGUGCUGCUGGCCGUAUGGCCUCACAAUUUAAUAACCUGCUCUUCCUCGACCAUGUUUUGAAUUUUACUGAUAUUAUGAUCAUGCAUCAUACAGACUGCUCGGCAGAGUUUUUUUCGAAUGCCGACGUUUGCCAGGGGAUAGCUCAUCGGGCACCGGAUGCCAAGGAGAGUGUUGCCAGUCUUAAGCUUCCGGGGUUUGAAGACCUUGAGCGAAGUGUUCAAGAGGAUGUGCAACUUGUUAAAAACUCGCCACUCAUUCGAAAGGAGCUUGCCGACCGAACUCGAGGCUUUAUAUACGACCUUACCACUGGGGAGGUUAAGCGAGUUCCUGAAUCAAGUCCAGCAUGA